Molecule: messenger RNA, 1917 nt
Organism: Phytophthora nicotianae INRA-310
Lineage: Eukaryota; Oomycota; Peronosporomycetes; Peronosporales; Peronosporaceae
Exons: 2
Coding region: 86-1291 (401 amino acids)
Biological process (GO): D-xylose metabolic process
Cellular component (GO): cytoplasm
Molecular function (GO): NAD+ binding; UDP-glucuronate decarboxylase activity
Source: RefSeq, a predicted model, not a curated record
UGACAAGAAAAUCACUCGCCAUAUUUUUUUUUGGCCUUUCAGACUUGAAUAAGACGCCAGCAACGCCAGCAAUAGCUCAUCGGCGAUGGCCCCCACUGCCUCAAUUGCUUCGCCAGAGAUGGCGCAAAGCGACGAUCACCAAGUGACCAACAUGCAGCAGCCCGCGACGCCUCCCGCGCCCGUGUCACCGGUCACCAUCGUGCCCCGCGAAGAACCGCCGCCGCCACAGCGCCGCCGACCUCUGUCGCUACCCAGCCAGGUGCAGGAGUGUACCAUGCAACGCAUCCUCGUGACGGGCGGCGCCGGCUUUAUCGGCAUUCACCUGUGUCGUCGCCUAUUGGAGCAGGGCCACGAGGUUAUUUGCCUUGACAAUCUCUUCACCAGUCAACGUGCCAACGUCCUGGACUUGCAAAUGCGCUACCCGAACUUCGAGUUCGUGCGUCACGACGUGACAGAGCCCUACUCCUGCGAAGUAGACCAGAUCUACAACCUGGCAUGUCCUGCAUCGCCCGUGCACUACCAGUACAACCCCAUUAAAACCACCAAGGUGUCUUUUAUGGGCGCCAUCAACGUCCUCGGGUUGGCCAAGCGUGUCAAGGCGCGCGUGUUCCAAGCUUCGACUAGUGAAGUGUAUGGCGACCCAGAAGUGUCGCCACAGGUGGAAUCCUAUCUGGGCAAUGUCGACUGCACUGGCGUGAGAGCGUGCUACGAUGAAGGCAAGCGUGUGGCCGAGACGCUGUUCUUCGAGUAUCAUCGCACACAGGCAGUAGAUAUCCGUGUGGCGCGAAUCUUCAACACGUACGGCCCCGGUAUGCACCCGUACGACGGACGUGUGGUAAGCAACUUUAUCAUGCAGGCGCUACAGGGCGAGGACAUCACGAUCUACGGCACAGGCAGCCAAACGCGCUCAUUCUGCUUCGUGGAUGACCUCGUCGAAGCCAUUAUCCGCUUCAUGGACUGCAAGACCUGCGUGGGGCCUAUGAACUUGGGCAAUCCGCACGAGAUGACAAUCCGUGAACUAGCUGAAAUGAUCAUUGGGCUGACAAAUUCAUGCAGUCGUUUGGUGUUCCGGGAUCUGCCCAACAACGACCCCAAAUUGCGAAAACCUGACAUCACCCUUGCCAGAACGCAUUUGGAUUGGAACCCCCAUGUGUGUAUCGAAGAAGGACUCAUGCGCACUAUCGCAUAUUUCCGGGCCUUGGACUUAUCGAAGUACAAGCGACCAACCAACAAUACAGCGCAUUGCAAGAGUAAGAUGGCGAACCAGGCUAAAGCGGCCGUCCAAAACUAAAGUUGCCAUGUAGGUCUGUUGUUUCCGCUCACGAAUCCGACAUUCUAGGCAACUUUCACGUUCAAGUACGUACAUAACAGCACUGUUGACUUUUGCAAAACCAUUUUUCGUGAUUUCCUUUAUCAUGCUGCUACCGCGGCAACAAGGACAAUGUAAAUUCUGAUUCAAUGGCACGGAAAACUGAUUAGUUCUUGUCAUUGAUCUUGAUAGACGAAGGGUGGGAAACACCGAAAGCUAAGCUAGCCGUGAAGAAGCAUAGGAACUGAUGGACACGCACCCCACGUCUCCACUCAACCUGUUUUCUUUACCUGCGCUGCAUAACUACGAGGACUUGGACGCUGGAAGGGCACCUGCAACUCCAUUAUCGUCAUUGUCGAGUUCAGCAUUGGUCUCCUGCUCAGCCUUCUCCAAGCGAGCACGCUCCUCGCGGAUCUUGGCCACGCCGCCGCCCGAGCCGAGCUUUGCACCAGGGAAUUUGACAAUCACAACGCUCAUAUUGUCACGGCUGCAAUCCAGACACAAACCGUUAGCACUAGUGCAUACACUCACGACAAUAUAACCACAGCCAUACCUUCCUGCACGAAGGCAGUUGUCCAGGACCUCUUCCGCUAUUAACUUCAAGUCAG